GGGCAGGGCUCCCGCCGCGGCCCCGGUCCCGGCCCGGCCCAGCCGCGGCGCAGCGGCACAGCGGGGCGGGCGGCCGCCGCGCUCCCCUCCGCUCCCCGCCGCACCGGCGCCCCCGGAGCCCCCGGCACCCCCGGCAACCGGCACCCCCGGCACCUCCGGGAACCGGCACCCCCGGGAACCGGCACCCCCGGUACCUCCGGGAACCAGCACCCCCGGGACCCCCAGGACCCGGCACCCCCGGGACCCCCGGGAACCGGCACCUCCGGGAACCGGCGCCCUCAAGAUCCCCGGAGCCCGGCAGCCCCGGUAACCGGCAGCCCCGGCACCCUCGGACCUCGGCACCCCCGGGAGCCCCCGGGAACCGGCACCCUCCGACCCCGGCACCCCCGGGAGCCCCGGCACUGCGGGACCCGCGGAGCCCCGGAGCGCGGCCGCCGGGCGCCAUGGCCCCGAGCGCCCCGCUCCGCUGACGCCCGCCCGGCCGGACCCCCCCCGCCGCCACCCCCCCCUCCCGCCGCCGCCAUGGGCGACUCGUACGCGGCGGCCGCCUUCCCCAGCGCCGCGGGGCUGCUGCCGCCCUCGGGCAGCCCCCAGGCACCCGCCUACGGCCCCGACUACGGCGCCUUCGCCCCCCCCUUCGCCCCGCCGCCCGCCGCCGCCGGCCCCCAGGAGCCGCUGGCCCCCGGCCCCGUGGUGGUGGCCAAGGGCCACCCGCCCGGUGACUGGUGUCACCCGCCGCUGGAGGUGGCCCACGCCGCCUACGGCUCCUGGUACAAAGCCGGGCUGGGGGGGGCCGCCGGAGGAGGCGGGGGGGGCGGCGCUGCGGGGGGGGGUCCCUGGUGGGACGUGCACCCCAACGGCGCCUGGCUGGGCGGCGAGGGGCUGCCGGGCCCCCUGCGGGCCCCCAGCCCCCCCCUGCCCGCCUACGGCACCGACCUGGCCGCCCUGACGCCCUACGGCGCCGCCCCGCUGCUGCCCCCGCCGCCCCCCCCGCCGCCCCCCCCUCAAAAACCCGAGGGGCCCAAAGCCGCGCGGGGCAGCCCGGGCGGCGGCGGCGGCGGCGGGGGGAGCGGGGGGCGGCCGCCCUGCGACUGCCCCAACUGCCAGGAGCUGGAGCGGCUCGGGGGGGCGGCGGGGGGGGGCGGCGGGCGGCGGAAGCCGCUGCACAGCUGCCACGUGCCGGGCUGCGGGAAGGUGUACGGCAAGGCGUCGCACCUCAAGGCCCACCUGCGCUGGCACACGGGCGAGCGGCCCUUCGUCUGCAACUGGCUCUUCUGCGGCAAGCGCUUCCCGCGCGCCGACGAGCUGGAGCGCCACGUGCGCACCCACACCCGCGAGAAGAAGUUCACCUGCCUCCUCUGCGACAAGCGCUUCACCCGCUCCGACCACCUCAGCAAGCACCAGAAGACCCACGGCGAGGCCAAGGCCCCCCCCGAGCCCCCCGCCGCCGCCGCCGCCGCCGCCCCUGCGUCCCCCCCCGCCAAGGACCCCCCCAGCCCCGAGCCCGGCAGCUUGCUGGAGAUCUGAGCCCUUCCUCCUCCUCUUCCUCCUCCUCGCCCCGCGGGGGUAUUUAUUGGGCGGGCGCCCGGCUCGGUAUAAAUUAUAGCUUUUAAGUUAUGCGGCGGCGUUAGCGCCCGGGCUCCUAACGAACCGGGCGGUUUUUGGGGGGGGGGUGUUUUGUCACCCCCCCCCCCCCUUCGCCCCGCACACAGCUCAGGGACAGGGUUGGAGCCCGCGGUCGGCCCCUUCCUUCCCCCCCCCUUCGUUAGCCCGCCCGGGCCGUUAGGCACUAAUGUCCCCCCCACCCCGUUUGAGCUGGCUGCCCCCCCCCCCAAAAAAAUAAUUUGCA
This is a messenger RNA of Dromaius novaehollandiae (emu), 1849 nucleotides long. It is a transcript of the gene SP7, whose product is annotated as Sp7 transcription factor. The transcript has 2 exons. The record is from RefSeq and is a predicted model, not a curated record. Lineage: Eukaryota; Metazoa; Chordata; Aves; Casuariiformes; Dromaiidae. Bases 523 to 1527 code for a protein of 334 amino acids. Gene Ontology annotation, molecular function: RNA polymerase II cis-regulatory region sequence-specific DNA binding; DNA-binding transcription factor activity, RNA polymerase II-specific. Gene Ontology annotation, biological process: regulation of transcription by RNA polymerase II.